This is a messenger RNA of Schistosoma spindalis, 798 nucleotides long. NCBI's taxonomy places the organism in Eukaryota, Metazoa, Platyhelminthes, Trematoda, Strigeidida, Schistosomatidae. The record is from the annotation of a GenBank genome assembly.
AUGAUUCAGACAACCGAGGAUUUGUGUCGCAAACUCCAGAAUCUUGAUAAUGAGUGGAACAAGAAAAAUCACGAUGUAGAAGAUUGCCUAAGGAAAGUCGAAGAAAUAACAUCUGGAUUAACUAGAUGUGCGUUCCUUCCGAAAAAUGAAUCAGAAGCUUCCCGACGUGAGCUUCUUGUUGCCAGAAGCACGCUGGAAAUAGCAGCUAUGUUGUGUUCCGAGAAACAAGAUAUCCCUGCUUUCGAACAUUAUAUGUCUCAGUUAAAGUGCUACUACUAUGACUAUAAGGGAAAUCUCCCAGACUCGCCUUAUAAGUAUGAACUUCUUGGGCUAAACCUACUGUUUUUGUUGUCUCAGCGUAGACUAGCUGAUUUCCACGUUGAAUUAGAACGGCUUACAAUUGAAGAAAUUACUUCCAGUGUAUAUAUCAAUCACCCAGUCUCCAUGGAGCAGUAUUUGAUGGAAGGCAACUUUCACAAGGUCUUCCUAUCCAAGGGUAACGUGCCGUCCAAGAGAUACGAUUUCUUCAUCGAUAUAUUUUUGAACGCAACCAGAGAGGAAGUGGCCUCUUGUAUAGAGCAUGCAUAUGAAACGUUGUCACUCAAAGAUGCUACUCCUAUGUUAUUUUUUAGUUCAAACAAUGAAACAAAAUUAUUUGCUGAGAAGAGAGCAUGGAAUUUACUGGAUGAUACUUUUCAUUUCCCAAAACAUAAGAAACGGGCGGAUGAUGCCAUCCCGUCUGCCCAUGUGACACGAGUAAUGCUUGACUAUACGAAAGAGCUGGACCAAAUAAUUUGA